UUACAUUCUGUUGCACUGGUCGUUGACAUGAAACGAUAGCGAAGACCAGUUCCCUGCAAACUCCCACAACAAUGUCGGGCCGCAGUAGAGGCCGACAAAAUCCCAACCAGGAUGCGGAUGAGGAGAGGAGACUAUGGAAGGAGAUUGACGACAAAGCAAAAGGUGUCGAUGCAUUGGUGUCCCGAUCCAACGAAAUCGGCGAGGAAAUCGUUCAAGUCGAACUCCAACAAGCCGAACACCUCAACAACAACAAGCUCAGCGACGCCAGUCUCGACGAACGACUCGAAAAGCUCUACCGAGAAAAUGUCAAGCUCUCGGAAGAAGUCAACCACAUCAUCGAAGGCAAAUCCAAUGAGAUGAAUCUCCUUGAUAGCAUCAAUAUCCUCGCUGGUCUACGAGAAGCCUCAGAGGAGUCCGCCGCGCAACACCUGAGCGCAUCGCAUUCCACCACCAGUCGAAAUGGUAAACUCUCCCGCGGCGGCCCUAACAAAAAGGGCGCCGCAUCAAAUCUCAAGUCCUCCGCUGUCUCCACCCCUGCGGCCAUCGCAGCAUCCACCGAACCCGAACGCACCUCUCCUUCCGCCGCUCCAUCUCCACGCAUCAUCAUCGGCGGUCCCGGCCGACUCUCAGCAUCAAAAGAGAAACCCUCCCGUUCCGGCAGCAUAGCAACCACCACCCGAGAAGCAUCGGUCAAAAUCGAAGACGGCGCCGAGUCUGUCGCCUCCUCCACCGACACACCCGCCUCCUCCAAAAAUCUCUCCAUCUCCAGCUCCGCCGCAGCCGCCAACAACGCCCGCGGCGCCCACCGCCUCGUCCUCAAACUCGGCGAAAUAGUCUUCUGCCGACACCUCGACGCCAAAGAUCCCACGCUCGAAGGCGAGGGUAUCCUCUGCCGAGUCACCAACGUCAUCGGCGAGGGCAAGCAACGGCGGUAUGAAGUCCAAGACGCCGAUACAUCCGGCGAAGCACCGCCUCCCCAACGCGCUAGUGUCGCUCAGCUUAUUGUCAUCCCGCAUACGAAUGUGGGACUAGGGGAUUUGCCGAAAGGGAGGAGUGUGAUUGCGCAGUACCCGGAUACGACGACGUUUUAUAAGGCGGAGGUUAACGAGGGGUGGAGGGCGAGGGAGUGUGAGAGUAAGGGCGAGUUUUCGGUGAAAUUGAAUUUUCAGGAAGAUGAGGAGGCGAGGGAGGUGGAGAGGAGGUUUGUGCUUAGCGAUCGCAACCAUGGUCUCUUCCGAGACCCGAACGACGGAGUGGACACAGCCAAGAUCGACCGCGACGAUAGCGAGAACGAAGUAGAUGCGGACAAGCAAGGCGGAUCCAGAAAAGGUGCCGCUCUGCCUGCAAACCCCCGCGAGCUCGAUACAAAGGCCUCGGGAAAUGCCAGCGCAAAGUCCAAAGGAAAAGAAAGAGCAUCGCUCGGUAGCGUGGAAAAUAUGUCCCACCCACUCGAGGAACAAGAAUCAGAACUGAAUGCCGACUCCGAAUCGACCACCACAGCCAUCCAGGAAGACAACGACAACCAAACUUUCUCGUCCAACGCUGUGACCGACUCUCCAUCCCCGCGAUCUUCUUCACCAGAAUCAGCCAUCCUGUCGAAACUCCGUUUGGCAAUGUGGAAUCGCCAUCUGGUAUCUCCUAAGUCCAGAUCCACGCCCUCCAACAUUGACAACUUCGUCUUUCCCAAUCCAGAGGACAAGGAAGAAUUCUUUGCUCUUCUUGAUGAAACCUAUGGGACCUGGAGCUUAGCGGACAAGAGGAGGAAGUUGAUGGAUAUCUGGGCCGAGGACGAAGAGCGACGGAACGAGGAGGAAAAAGAGAGGUCGAGACAAAGUGGAACGUUGGCCGGACUCGGAUCUUGGAUCUCGGGUCUUACGAUUGGCGGAUGGACUCUGGGUGCCAGGAAGCGUGAAGAAAGCAGCGCUCGUGAAAAAGAUGCUGAUCCUCUCAUUGAACUGGGGCCGAUGAACAGUGGAGCCCUGAACUCCUCAGAACGGCGACCACCACGAAGAAAGUCCGUGCAAUAUCACCCCGAGCAUGAGAUUCGUGAACUCGACCCGGAGUCUGCGACGCUCCCUAAUGAAGGGAGUGUACGGGGUGAAGUUGGCACACAAGUCAUCUCUGACGAAGCACGGGUCAAGGUUGCAGAAGGUAAGGAAAGGAGGAGAGUGAGGAGCCGCAGACGAUCAGAGCAGUGGAGGCUUGAGAGAGAGAUUGAGGAGGAGUGGGAGCGGGAGGUGGAGGCGAACACGAAGUUUAGAAAGAGUUAUAGGAAUGUUCGAAUCCCUCGGAGACGGUCGGGAACGAGGAGAGAAUACCGCGACGGGGAGGACGAAGAGAUUGAUUCCGGCAGAGCGCAAGAAACGGAGCAUGUCGAGAAUACUGGCGUAUCACGAGCUCCUGGCGACGUUGUCCACGAAGCAUCUGGGUUGGAAUACGGCACAUACGCGGUAAACGAAAUCACCUUCCACACUAGUGUGCCAGAGACACUGCAUCCCAGGACGACACUGGCGGAGCUUCUGGACUCCAUGCCUGAGACGGGAGCGACGCCGAUUAGGGCUCCGCCGAUUGUCGAAGAUGCGACGAACAAUGGGACGAUCGUGCGCCGGAGCUUGGGUAUCCGAGGAUUCUUGGCGCAAUUCCUGGAUGAAAUAGGGAACGAGAUCAUGCCUGGUCUUGAGGACUCGGAUUCUUCAGGGAGUGAGAGCGAGUCUGGCGCUGAGAGUAUGCUUGAGACGGAAGACGAACCAGAGAAUACCAGGACAACAGCUUCUACGGACGACUUGGAGCACAAUGGUAUUACAGACGAAGAGGUCAUCGAUGCCAUGCUGCGAGGCUAUACCCAGGAUCAUCGAGAGUCGACCUAUGAUGGAGGGCCUAUACAGAAGCUCGACUCUGCUAUCGAUCUUCUUGAGAAGGAAAAGGCUGGCCCGGCGCCAAAGCCGAUGAAAGCUACGCUACCUACGAUUUCGACUGUUCCAAACAUCCUGGCAAACUCAAUGAUGGGAGUGACACAGGAUGUCUCACCCGAAACCCCGUCUACGCGAAGACGCCGAAAGAAGUGCGCAGGCAGGGGAGACAUCGAUCAUUCGUAUUCGCCACCCGCAGAGGGUUCAAGAUGUUCGCCGCCGGAACAAAAGCGGAAUGUGCCCGAGGAAGAGUUGGAUGGAGGACUGGCGGCAACAUUGAUGUGUUUGGCUGCGAGAGUGGCGGAAGAACCCGAUCCUUUGCGCUUUUUGGUUGGAUAUAAGCCACUUUCAGCAAUACGAAACGAACGACAACAUGCUGUCGGUUCCGAGUCCGAUGCUGCGAGUGCGAGACCUCCCAGCAUCGCGACUCCCAGCAAGACAUCUUCUCCACCCACCCUGGCGCGAUUCCCAAUCCCUACUUGCUUUGAGACUUCGCAUACAGACCCAUAUAAUCAGGACUUCGACAAUGCUCUCGAAGAGUCCUACAAUUCUCUCGGACUGCUCUCAAUGUUUAGCAACGACCGCCAAACUCCCAUCUCGGAACAAGUCCGAACCGCGUUGCGCAGCGUGGACGAAGCAACAAGAGAGAAAUACGCUCAGCAUAUCUGGUCGAUGGGCCUACGAAGUCUAUGGGCGAAGUUGCGGCAAGAUCCUGCAAGCCCGAGAGUGGAUGCGCCAGAGUCUGGAGACAUUGUCAUCACGAUCACGGAGGUUGGUGACGACGAAGAUCACGACGAGACGUAUGAGCCAUAUCCUACCUUCUCUGUGAAGGGCUUGGGAAUUCUGCCUGACCCCAGUGACGAUGGCGAGGAGGAUGGUGAGGAUGAACUUGAGUUGUUAAUGGAGGCGGAGAGGAUUGCGGAAAGGGCGAGGAGGAGGAGCGAUGAUGGCAAUGGAGGGAUGGAGGGCGAUGUGGAAAGCGAGGAAGAGAGGCGGAGGAGGUUGCAGAGAUCUCCGCGACUUGUACCCAAGGUUCGCAUUGGUGGUGUCACUUCGAUUUCGGACCCGGCUCCGCAAUUGCUCGAUUCACCCAGGCGGGGCGAGAAUGCAGAUGGUGCAGGAAUGGAUGAAGAUGUUGAGAAUGAAGAGGAGAGAAUGAGAAGGCUGCAGGGGUCCCCACGAGUUAUGAGAAUGAAUAGGCGACCGCAGGUGCCGGAUGGAGCGCAAGGCAUCAGGCUUGUACAGCGGAUGAUUGCUGCUGAGAAGGAGGCGGGAAUGAAAAGGUUGAUGGACUCGAUUAGUUUGAGUAAGGAUGCUGGAGAAGACGAGGAGGAAGAGGAUCUGUAUACCUCGUCGCCGUGGAAGACAUCUAUGGCUGGCUCGGUCGAUGGUUCGAUGGAAGAAGAGCUGUAUACCUCGUCGCCUCGAGAGAAAGCCACUGCCAAUGCGAGGCUUGAGGUUGAUGAGCUGCAGCUGUUUCCGACUGAUCCUUCGGGGGUAAAUCCAACAGCAAUGGAGAAGGACAUGCGUCAAGAUUCUGGAGCCGAAAGUUCAGCUUCGAGUCUCAUAGACGAGGCAGACAGUGGCUACGAGACGACGAACGCUGGCCAAAGGCCAUCAACAGCUCCCUCUGCCCCGAUUGCAGUUCCAGCUACGAGUCGCUCAGCCUUCGAUCAGACUCCACCCGACGUGGUCCCGCUGUCUCUUACGAAACAGACUUCGGCCACUUCGACCUCCAUCCCAUCUGCACCGAUCCCCAUUCCUGUGGGAUCAAAGCCAAUCCGACCCUCAAUCAUUAUCCCAUCAAAACCACCUAUCGAGCCGGCUCCACUGUCCGCAACUCCGAAGUCGCCGGCGAGCAUGAGCUAUCCAAAGAUCGAGUCGUCGUUUGCAGGACGCAAUCGAAGUGGUAGUAAAGGUGGAAGUGGGCUCGAGCAGAUGAAGAAGUCGCUCCGCAUGACUCCAAUUGCGGCCAAGGGAGAGAGUGUUGAUCAGGCGAUCUCGAGGGUCUCGGGGUUGAAGAGACCGGAACGACCGAAGGUUGAUGAGUUAGAUUUUGAGAGUAAGAGGCCGAAGGAGAAGAAAGAGGUUGGCCCGGUAGUGGUAGCAACCGAACAGCUGGAGAAUGUGUCGCCAACGGACACUGCAGUCGGGUCGAAAUCAGCCCCUAUUCCUACGAGAACCGCAUCGUCUUCGAGUCAGAUUCCACGACCUGCGACGAGACAUCGAAGAAGCGAUGCAAUCAGUUUGAGCGAGGAGGAGCAGCCACAGUCAAACGGAGCAGACAUGGACAGCACGAGCGAAGUGUCCUCACGAGGCAAAGAACGCGCGGCGACCGAGCAAAGCGCAACUUCCACCCCCACCGAGCGAGAUGAGCGCCACGACUCCGGCGACUUUGCAAGUGACCUGACCGCUAGACUCGCCAGCAUUCGCACCAAAGGAAUCAAGAAAAAACCAGGAGGACCUCUGCCAGCUGGAUUAACAACUACAAGGACCGACACCGUGGUUAAUAACGACACUGUGCCUCGAAGUCUGCCUUCUGGAUGGAUCAGGGGUCUCGUCCAAGAUGUUGCACAGGAAGAGCAAAUACCACCUCGUUCGCCGCGACCGGCGCGGUCGGCUUUAUUUGGUCCAAGCUCGCCCACCACAGCGGAUAUGGAAGCCCUCGGAGCAUUCGUUGCAUCUAGAGGAAACGUCACGUAUAGCUCUAGGCCACCUAUACCGCUCGCAGGUCCACGAGAACAACCGCCUUCUAAGAGAAAACGAGUCUCUUUCUCAACGGGCAAAGAUGCGAAAGUGCCGCCUGUUCCUCCGGCCGCACACAUUGUGCCAUCGACACCCAAGCUCUCAUCUACAGGUUUCGGCGCUGAGUUUCCAAAGCUGGCUAAACCACCAAGCAAUGUCCUCCCUCUCAGCCCUGCUGUUGCUAGCGAGAAACAGGCUGAUGACAGCGCCGUCCCUGUGGAAAUGAAGAGGACAAGAAGCAAGAGUCGCGGCCGUAAAGAGGAGCGCAAAGAGGAAGAAGUCAUGGCCGAUCACCCUGUUAUUCUUUACUACGCCAACACUCACCGAUAUGUGUUUCCAUCUCUCGACGCAUUCUUGGGCGAGCUGGCUCCCGUCGUAUUCCCUCAGCCGACGACUGAUGUCGCGGAGAUCGAGCAGCGUUUGCAGGAGUUUGUGGUUCGCUCGCGAGAGAGCUUGUCGGCACUUGGGGGGCUGCGUCUGACGCCGGCACAGGAGGAGGAGAGGAAGGCUCGUUUGCAGCGGCGGUUGGAAGGGUUGACGGAAGUACAAGCUGUAACAGAGGGGAUUCUUGGUGUUGCUCCUGGUGGAAGCAGCGUGCUUCUUACAAAGAAGGGUCAGCAGCAGGGUGGUGAGCUCGUGGCUCAGAUGGACGAGGAGAAGCAGCAGCGUGAACAGCAGAGCAAAGAGCGCUUCCGGGACGAGAUCAAGAAAGCGAUCAUCGAGGAGCAAGGCGACAGAUCAGCAGAAAGGGAUGAGGAAGUGAAGGAAGAAUAUCACGACUCCGAAGCACAUCUCAUCCCGCCCAGCGCAUAUCGAGACCGAAGCCCCACCAAGAUUCCUCAGCCACAGCUGGAGCGCCUCACUUCACGAGCUCCUGCAUCAACAACAUUGGAAGGCUUCAUCCCGACUUCUUCCUUCUACCGCCCUUCUUCUUCUAUUUACAACCUCAUCCUAGGAAUCAAAGACGACAGCAACGAUCACAAACCCAUCGCGCCCGAGAGUAACGAGACUCCCUCCACGGACAGUGCAAGCUGGGUCGAAGACACUGCUAGUACCGCUUCCAACGACACUGCAGCUGGUCCAUCUAGCAUCGCCGACGAAGACGCCAAAUCCGACGAUAGCAACAUUGCAAAUCCUGCGACCUCUCCUGGGAUGAAUGGAUCAAUCAUGCCUUCAGCCGGUCACUACAGCGAUAUGCAGACGUUGAUGCAGAAUAUGGAGAGCUUGAGUGGAUGGCUUGAGCAGAAUCGGCAGGAGUGGUCACAAGUGCAGGAGGGCAUUGCAAGAGUGGAGAGAUUACAGGGAAGACUUACUUCGAACGGAUCAUUGCCUCAAAUCAACGGUGACGCACAAGCACCACUCGAAGAAGACAACACCACUCCGACAAUAACCCAGCUCCAAACCGCACUCUCUCAAACCACAGCCCGCCUGUCCUCCCUCGAACGAGUAUACAACGAUCAACUCCGCCUACAAACCCUCUACGAAGAGACCUUAACCGACACAACCGAGCGUAUACGACAAUACUGCUUCGAGCAGCAAACGCAUAUCAUCGCUUUACAUCAACACUAUACGACCCUGCUCUCACAAGCUCGAAGCGAGUUGGUGGAAGCUCAGGUGACGCAUCAAGAGUGGCAGGCGGGAUUGCAGAGGGUGAGCGAGGGUGUGAGAACAGCAAUGAAAGAGCGGGAGGAUGAAGUGGAGCCUUGGAGGAGGAAGGUGGCGGCGUUGAGGGAGGAGAACCGGGUGUUGAGACAGAAGGUCGGGUGGCAGCCGGUGACUGAGGCGGAGGAUGAAGAGGAUGGGUAUGUUGCGGAGGAGAGAAGACCGAGGGUGGAAUAA
This is a messenger RNA of Zymoseptoria tritici IPO323, 7493 nucleotides long. RefSeq lists its product as uncharacterized. The transcript has 12 exons. Bases 72 to 7493 code for a protein of 2473 amino acids. The record is from RefSeq and is a predicted model, not a curated record. NCBI's taxonomy places the organism in Eukaryota, Fungi, Ascomycota, Dothideomycetes, Mycosphaerellales, Mycosphaerellaceae.